GCGUCUGCGGCUUCGCUUCAUGGCCGCUCUCCCGCCCUGCCUGGGCUCUGUGGGGAGUGGGGGAGCCAGCGGCGGCCCGAAGCCUGAGCUGGCGAACCGAGCGGGGACCUGUGCGCGGCGCCGCUAAGGCGCAGCAUGUGAAGAAGGGACGGCAUCGGGCGCGGGGCGAGCGUCUUGGCUGGCCGGGAUGGCUACGACGGCCGAGCUCUUCGAGGAGCCUUUUGUGGCAGAUGAAUAUAUUGAACGUCUUGUAUGGAGAACCCCGGGAGGAGGCUCUAGAGGGGGAGCUGAAGCUUUUGAUCCCAAAAGAUUAUUAGAAGAAUUUGUAAAUCAUAUUCAAGAACUCCAAAUAAUGGAUGAAAGGAUCCAAAGAAAAGUAGAGAAAUUAGAACAGCAGUGUCAGAAAGAAGCCAAGGAAUUUGCCAAGAAGGUACAGGAGCUCCAGAAAAGCAAUCAGAUAAAGGAGGCAGCAGAUAUCAUACAGAAGUUACACCUAAUUGCCCAGGAGCUACCGUUUGAUAGAUUUUCAGAAGUAAAAUCCAAAAUUGCAAGUAAGUACCAUGAUUUAGAAUGCCAGUUGAUUCAGGAGUUCACCAGUGCUCAAAGAAGAGGUGAGAUCUCCAGGAUGAGAGAAGUAGCAGCAGUUUUACUUCAUUUUAAGGGUUAUUCCCAUUGUGUUGAUGUUUAUAUAAAGCAGUGCCAGGAGGGUGCUUACUUGAGAAACGACAUAUUUGAAGAUGCAGCAAUACUCUGUCAGAGGGUGAACAAACAAGUUGGAGAUAUCUUUAGUAAUCCAGAAACAGUACUGGCUAAACUUAUUCAAAAUGUAUUUGAAAUCAAACUACAGAGUUUUGUAAAAGACCAGUUAGAAGAAUGUAGAAAAUGUGAUGCAGAGCAGUAUCUCAAAAACCUCUAUGAUCUAUAUACAAGAACCACCAAUCUCUCCAGCAAGUUGAUGGAGUUUAACUUAGGUACUGAUAAACAGACUUUCUUGUCUAAGCUUAUCAAAUCCAUUUUCAUUUCCUAUUUGGAGAACUAUAUUGAAAUGGAGACUGAUUAUUUGAAAAGCAGAAGUGCUAUGAUCCUACACCGCUAUUAUGAUUCCAAAAACCAUCAAAAGAGAUCCAUUGGCACAGGAGGUAUUCAAGAUUUGAAAGAAAGAAUUCGACAACGUACCAACAUAACACUGGGGCCAAGUAUUGAUACUCAUGGGGAAACUUUCCUGUCCCAAGAAGUGGUGGUUAAUCUUUUACAAGAAACCAAACAAGCCUUUGAAAGAUGUCAUAGGCUUUCCGAUCCUUCUGAUUUACCAAGGAAUGCCUUUAGAAUUUUUACCAUUCUUGUGGAAUUUUUAUGUAUUGAACAUAUUGACUAUGCUUUGGAAACAGGACUUGCUGGAAUUCCUUCUUCAGAUUCGAAGAGUGCAAAUCUUUAUUUUUUGGAUGUUGUGCAACAGGCCAAUACUAUUUUUCAUCUUUUUGACAAGCAAUUUAAUGACCACCUUAUGCCACUAAUAAGCUCUUCUCCUAAGUUGUCUGAAUGCCUUCAGAAGAAAAAAGAAAUAAUUGAACAAAUGGAGAUGAAAUUGGAUACUGGUAUUGAUAGGACAUUGAAUUGUAUGAUUGGACAGAUGAAGCAUAUUUUGGCUGCAGAACAAAAGAAAACAGAUUUUAAACCAGAAGAUACAAACAAUGUUAUGAUGCAGUAUACUAACGCCUGUGUUAAAGUCUGUGCUUACGUAAGAAAACAAGUGGAAAAGAUUAAAAAUUCCAUGGAUGGGAAGAAUGUGGACACAGUUUUGAUGGAACUUGGAGUACGUUUUCAUCGACUUAUUUAUGAGCAUCUUCAACAAUAUUCCUACAGUUGUAUGGGUGGCAUGUUAGCAAUUUGUGAUGUAGCAGAAUACAGGAAGUGUGCCAAAGACUUCAAGAUUCCACUGGUAUUACAGCUUUUUGAUACUCUGCAUGCACUUUUCAAUCUUCUGGUAGUUGCCCCAGAUAAUUUAAAGCAAGUCUGCUCAGGAGAACAACUUGCUAAUCUGGACAAGAAUAUACUUCACUCCUUUGUGCAACUUCGUGGUGACUAUCGGUCUGCCCGCCUUGCUCGGCAUUUCAGCUGAAAUUGAAUUCACAAGGACAACGUGUUGUACUUUGGCAGGCGUCAGUUGACAGCAAGCACAGGAGAGAGUCCUUGUGACACAGCCAAGAUUUUAUGAAAUAAUGACUGUUUAGAAGAAAACAGCAGCCAUAUUACACUUGAGAUUUUAUUUGAAAUUUGGAUACCACUAGCCAUAUUUCUCUUUUUCCCCCUUAAGUUAAAUUUUCAGUCCACUCUUGAACUUACAAAUUCAAAUUCUGUGCAACUACAUCACUAUUUUCAUCCUGGAAAGUGUUGGUGUCAAAAGGCAAAUGAGAUGUUACCAGUGUUUCAGUUCUUCUCUAGCAUACCCUCCCUAUUUGGAAAUACCACCAUACAAAUAAUGAUGGGUGAAAUACGACAAAGCUCCAUUUUUAAAACAUCAAUUUUUAAUGACCUU
Chrysochloris asiatica (Cape golden mole) is the source of this 2536-nucleotide messenger RNA. It is a transcript of the gene EXOC5, whose product is annotated as exocyst complex component 5. Bases 188 to 2119 code for a protein of 643 amino acids. The record is from RefSeq and is a predicted model, not a curated record. The transcript is spliced from 17 exons. Gene Ontology annotation, cellular component: exocyst; cytoplasm. Gene Ontology annotation, biological process: Golgi to plasma membrane transport; exocytosis. NCBI's taxonomy places the organism in Eukaryota, Metazoa, Chordata, Mammalia, Afrosoricida, Chrysochloridae.